AUGCCGAAGAACAAGGGAAAGGGAGGGAAGAACAGGAAGAGGGGGAAGAACGAGGCGGAUGACGAGAAGCGGGAGCUAGUUUUCAAGGAGGAUGGACAGGAAUACGCCCAGGUGUUGCGUAUGUUGGGCAACGGUAGAUGUGAAGCCACGUGCAUCGACGGCACUAAGCGUCUCUGCCAUAUCCGUGGAAAGAUGCACAAGAAGGUCUGGAUUGCUGCCGGUGAUAUUAUUCUCGUUGGCCUCCGUGAUUAUCAGGAUGAUAAGGCUGAUGUAAUCCUGAAGUACAUGCCGGAUGAAGCUCGGUUGCUGAAGGCCUAUGGUGAGCUGCCAGAGAACACUAGACUUAAUGAGGGUAUUGCUGGUGGACUUGAUGAGGAGGACGAUGGAGCAGGUGAUGAUUACAUUGAGUUUGAGGAUGAGGACAUUGACAAAAUCUAG
Messenger RNA from Fraxinus pennsylvanica, 438 nucleotides. The record is from the annotation of a GenBank genome assembly. Lineage: Eukaryota; Viridiplantae; Streptophyta; Magnoliopsida; Lamiales; Oleaceae.